Molecule: messenger RNA, 2590 nt
Organism: Vombatus ursinus (common wombat)
Lineage: Eukaryota; Metazoa; Chordata; Mammalia; Diprotodontia; Vombatidae
Gene: SLC25A12
Product: solute carrier family 25 member 12
Exons: 18
Coding region: 100-2133 (677 amino acids)
Biological process (GO): L-glutamate transmembrane transport; aspartate transmembrane transport; malate-aspartate shuttle
Molecular function (GO): L-aspartate transmembrane transporter activity; calcium ion binding; L-glutamate transmembrane transporter activity
Source: RefSeq, a predicted model, not a curated record
GGGGGCGCGCGCCUUGGGCCAGGGAGGCGGCGCGCGCGCACCCUGACAGCUCUACUCGCUGGCUCGUUCACUUGCUCGCUCCCGGCUUCUGAGCACAGCAUGGCGGUCAAGGUGCAGACAACCAAGCGAGGUGAUCCUCAUGAGUUAAGAAACAUAUUCCUGCAGUAUGCCAGUACCGAGGUUGAUGGAGAACAUUACAUGACUCCAGAGGACUUUGUCCAGCGUUAUCUUGGAUUAUAUACUGAUAAGCAUUAUAAUCCAUGGACUGUGCAGCUCUUGGCAGGAGUAGCUGAUCAGACCAAAGAUGGGUUGAUCUCCUAUCAAGAGUUUUUGGCAUUUGAAUCUGUUUUGUGUGCCCCAGAUGCUAUGUUCAUAGUAGCUUUCCAAUUGUUUGACAAGAGUGGAAGUGGAGAGGUGACAUUUGAAAAUGUCAAAGAAAUUUUUGGACAGACAAUUGUUCAUCAUCAUAUACCCUUUAACUGGGACUGUGAAUUUAUUCGCCUGCAUUUUGGGCAUAACAGGAAGAAACAUCUUACCUACUCUGAAUUUACUCAGUUCCUCCAGGAGCUGCAGCUGGAACAUGCAAGGCAAGCCUUUGCCCUGAAAGAUAAAAGCAAAAGUGGAGUGAUCACUGGACUAGAUUUCAAUGACAUUAUGGUUACUAUUCGGUCCCACAUGCUCACUCCUUUUGUGGAGGAAAACUUGGUUUCAGCGGCUGGUGGAAGUAUUGCCCACCAGGUUAGCUUUUCUUACUUCAAUGCAUUUAACUCCCUACUGAAUAACAUGGAACUUGUUCGUAAGAUAUACAGCACUCUAGCUGGCACAAGGAAAGAUGUUGAAGUCACAAAAGAGGAAUUUGCCCAAAGUGCAAUAAGAUAUGGACAAGUUACACCAUUGGAAAUUGAUAUUCUGUACCAGCUUGCCGACCUGUACAAUGCUACUGGGCGUUUGACUUUGGCAGAUAUUGAGAGAAUAGCACCGUUGGCCGAAGGUGCCUUACCUUACAACCUGGCAGAACUUCAGAGGCAGCAAUCUCCUGGGUUAGGCAGGUCUGUCUGGCUCCAGAUCGCUGAGUCUGCUUACAGAUUCACUUUGGGUUCAAUUGCUGGAGCUGUGGGAGCCACUGCGGUAUAUCCCAUAGACCUGGUAAAGACACGCAUGCAAAAUCAGCGUGGCACUGGAUCUGUUGUGGGGGAGCUGAUGUAUAAAAACAGCUUUGACUGUUUUAAGAAAGUCUUACGUUAUGAAGGCUUCUUUGGACUCUAUAGAGGUCUGGUGCCCCAACUUAUAGGGGUUGCUCCAGAAAAGGCCAUUAAACUGACUGUUAAUGACUUUGUUCGAGACAAAUUCACCCGAAGAGAUGGCUCUAUUCCAAUAUUAGCUGAAAUCCUUGCUGGAGGUUGUGCUGGAGGUUCUCAGGUCAUCUUCACUAAUCCUUUGGAGAUUGUGAAGAUUCGACUGCAGGUAGCCGGGGAGAUCACCACGGGGCCCAGAGUCAGUGCCCUGAAUGUUCUUCGAGACCUGGGGCUCUUUGGGCUCUACAAGGGUGCCAAAGCGUGUUUCCUCCGAGACAUUCCCUUCUCUGCCAUCUAUUUUCCUGUUUAUGCUCACUGUAAACUCCUCCUAGCUGAUGAAAGUGGACGGGUUGGAGGCUUAAAUCUCCUGGCAGCUGGAGCUAUGGCAGGUGUGCCUGCUGCUUCUUUGGUAACCCCUGCUGAUGUCAUCAAAACAAGGCUGCAAGUGGCAGCCCGCGCUGGUCAGACAACAUACAGCGGUGUUAUCGACUGUUUCAGAAAGAUACUGAGAGAGGAAGGGCCGUCAGCGUUCUGGAAAGGGACUGCAGCCCGAGUGUUCCGAUCCUCUCCCCAGUUUGGGGUCACGUUGGUCACCUAUGAACUUCUACAGAGAUGGUUCUAUGUCGAUUUUGGAGGCCUCAAGCCCUCGGGCUCAGAACCGACACCCAAAUCACGCAUCGCUGACCUUCCUCCUGCCAACCCUGAUCACAUCGGUGGCUACAGACUGGCAACGGCCACUUUUGCAGGCAUCGAGAACAAGUUUGGCCUCUAUCUUCCCAAAUUUAAAUCUUCUGUUGUUGCUGUAGUUCAGCCAAAGGUGGCGGUGGCACCACAGUGAUGAGACAAGUGUUCAUUGUGGUCAAAGGUUGUGAUGGAGAAAGGCAUAGGAGAGCAGCACUGUCAUUUAUCCAGUCAGCUGCAUGGUUCUAGCUGAACUGAGAAUUUAAACCAGUUCUUUCUAUAUGAUAUAUACAUAUAUUUGUUUAUAAAGUAAUCAUUUGCACAGAAAAACAACCGCAAAAGAGUUUCAAGCUUAAGUCUUGUGUUGAAAUGUUUUUUUGUUUUUGUUUUUUUCUAACCCUGGCAUGAAUUAGCGCCCUAGACUCCGCCUGACACAGCUUGCACUUAGUGACUGUACAUAUUGUACAUCUUUGUACAGAGACAUCAUGGCACCUUCACCCUACAAAUGACAUUUACAGAAGGGAAAAGCAGUUCUGAGUGGCUGGAAAUGUACAGAAUGUUUUGAAAGUGUUUUAUGAAGAAUCACAUGACAAUAAAAAUGUAUUAAAAUUAAA